AUGCCCACCACACUUCUACUGGCACCGCUCAUCGUCGCUGCUGUGGCUUUCGAUGGUCCUUUGCCCGUAUUUUCCGAAUUGGGACUUCCUGAAGCCAUCGUAAAGCAGGUCUUCUUCAAACCAUCCAACGAUGACAUAUACAGUGCAUGUGACUCCAAUCUCCUAAACCAAGCCCAGCAAAAAUUCAACAAUGAACUCGGCAUAAACCCAGACUUUACAUGGCGUAACGCUUCAUCGCUAGCCUAUGCUGUCAACAAAGUCAUCAACACAGGAGCCGAUGGCAUGGUGAAAGUCUGCAAUGCUCGUCGCGAUUAUGCUGGACUCCUAUUAGCUUCCUACCCAUUUUGUGUGAACCGAUUCUACCUACUGGAACAGGGCGGCACCGAUUUCAAUAAUGCCGUCACAUAUGUACAUCUCUACAAGCACCUCGAAUUUAUGUGCAGUACUGGCUUUGAUGUGUACCAAUACAAUCUUCCAUGCAUCGUUGGUGUUACAGCACAUGACGAUACAUAUAACGCAUGCUUCUACAAAUUUCAGCAAACCAUUCAAAACUACCCCAACAUGUUAUGCCAGGCAUCACAAACUCUUGUCCUUUGCCUCGAAAACAUCUUUGCAAGUGCAUGCGGAAUGCAGACCGGAUGGGUGGAAUGCGAAAUGGAACGCCUCGGUUACGCUUACGAUUGCAACGGGCUCCAAUGCUAA
This is a messenger RNA of Haemonchus placei, 702 nucleotides long. The record is from the annotation of a GenBank genome assembly. NCBI's taxonomy places the organism in Eukaryota, Metazoa, Nematoda, Chromadorea, Rhabditida, Trichostrongylidae.